AUGCCAAAGACCAGCAGUUCAAAUCCUCAUGGCACGUUGAGGGGUAAAAGUAUAAUUGCACCCCUGGCCAUUCCGCUUCAGGUGGGAGCAGACGGCGCUUCUGUAGAAGACCUAAUGGACUUUGCUGAGGCCGUAGAGAAUGAAUGUAUUGCCAAGCAGUUGUUUAUUGAAAGGAGAGCAAGGCGGAGUCACUUGGAGGCUAAGUUGUUUUCCACCCAGCUUCCAGGUGCCUCUCAACAGUUGGAACAAGCUCGUGUUGGGCAUAGCAAGGUGACAACGCUCGUUCAAGAACUCAGGAUGGAGAUAAGCAUACCUCGCAUGGACUUGUAUCACCGCUCUCUUGUGUCCUUGAUCCGUGAAAAGCUUGCGAACCCACAGGAUGAUCAUCAUUUUCACUACAAGCCGUACCAACUAUUGUGGUGUCCACCUCAUCAGUCUGGCAAAAGCCGUGUAUAUGGUGAGCUAUACACCUUGGAUGCGUUUUUAGAGGCCCAUAAAGAUCUGCAAAAUUCACCUCCAGAGCCUGGCUGCAGCUUGCCACGUGUUGUCGCAGCACUUAUGCUAUGGUUGGAUGCUACACAUUUAACCUCCUUUGGCAACUCAAAGCUAUGGCCUCUCUACGUGUACUUUGGUAAUGAAUCAAAGUAUCGGCACUCCAAGCCUUCAUGUAAUCUCUGCAAUCAUGCAGCCUACUUUGAGGGGCUGCCUGAUGAAUUCAAAGAUUUUGCCACCAAACAUGUGGGCGACAAGCUGAGCGACACCUUUUUUACACAUUGUCACCGCGAGUUAUUUCAUGCUCAAUGGAAUGUUCUUCUUGAUGAAGAAUUUCUUAAAGCAUACAAACAUGGUAUUGUCAUCAUGUGUCAUAAUGAGGUCUUGCGAUGUUUCUAUCCACGCAUCUUCACAUACUCUGCAGACUAUCCAGAGAAGAUUCUGAUCGCAAGCAUAAGGAAUCUUGGCAGUUGUCCAUGCCCCCGUUGUUUGAUCUCCAUGGUUGAUGUUCCCAAUGUUGGGUCAGAAGAAAACAUGCAACGGCAAACACUGUUAGCACGCAUGGACAACAGUGAACGAUGUUCUAAAGUCAUCACAACUCAAAAAAUGAUCUAUGGACAAAACUAUGCAGUUACUAGCGUCAGAGUCAAUGAUAUCCUGAAGCCCGAGUCCAUGGUACCUACUCUAAAUGCAUUCUCGAACAAGCUUGAAAAAGCAACCAAAGUCCUUGGGGAGGGACUACACAAGUUUGCCAGUGAAACAUGCCCUGCAUUCCGCACUCGAGAACUUCAGCAAGAAGCUAACGCUCAACAGCGCCGCCAGAUCCAGGAAGCAUCAAAUAACCAAUCUUCCAAUGCCGCAACCGCCAGCAAUGCUGUCCCAGAUACUAGACAUCGGCCCAAAACUUUCAACCUACAAACUUACAAACUUCAUGCCCUUGGAGAUUACCCUGCUCAAAUCCGGCGUUUUGGCACUACAGGUUUGUACUCUACAAAGCCAAAUGUCAUCCACAUACUCAGAGCACCUCCACGUAUCAUUCACUGGAUUGUCCCUCCUAAAACCCGUUUCAAUGAUUCUGGCAUGGCUGACAAAAAUAUUGAUGAUGAGGAUCCAGGACUGAGCUUAGCAAAUUGUGAAAGGGAAGGUUGGGACUUGGACAACUUGAACGAUAUAGCAACAGGGGAGGAUGCUGAAGACAAUACACUGGCACAUGAUUUGGAGAUGUUUGAGAUGUAUGGAAUGGAGGAAUCACCGGAGUUUGACGCGGACUAA
This is a messenger RNA of Serpula lacrymans var. lacrymans S7.9, 1764 nucleotides long. RefSeq lists its product as uncharacterized. Bases 1 to 1764 code for a protein of 587 amino acids. Lineage: Eukaryota; Fungi; Basidiomycota; Agaricomycetes; Boletales; Serpulaceae. The record is from RefSeq and is a predicted model, not a curated record. The transcript has 10 exons.